Cynoglossus semilaevis (tongue sole) is the source of this 1255-nucleotide messenger RNA. RefSeq names its product RWD domain containing 1 (gene rwdd1). NCBI's taxonomy places the organism in Eukaryota, Metazoa, Chordata, Actinopteri, Pleuronectiformes, Cynoglossidae. Gene Ontology annotation, molecular function: protein binding. The transcript is spliced from 7 exons. The record is from RefSeq and is a predicted model, not a curated record. The coding region runs from base 148 to 870 and encodes 240 amino acids.
CAGGUUACACCGGCAUCAGACUAAAACAUCGGAAGGACGAUCGCAUCGAUCGCCACUGUCCAACACGCAGCACUAAGCGUAUGUGUGUUAGCGUUAGCCUAGCGGGGAUGAAUUUUCUAACGUCAACCUAACACGGAUCAACAGAAAAUGACAGACUACGCCGAGGAGCAGCGGAAUGAACUAGAGGCAAUAGAGUCAAUCUACCCAGACUCUUAUACAGUGCUUUCAGAUGACCCCACCAGCUUUACCAUCACUGUCACGUCAGAUGCAGGAGAAAAUGAUGAAACUGUGGAAGCUACACUAAAGUUUACAUAUGUAGAAAAGUACCCAGAUGAGCCUCCUCUGUGGGAGAUCUAUUCCCAGGAGAACCUAGAGGACAGUGAUGCAGAAGACGUUCUUGCUCUGCUUCAACAACAGGCAGAAGAAAACCUGGGCAUGGUGAUGAUUUUCACCCUGGUGACAGCUGUCCAGGAGAAACUCAAUGAAAUUGUGGAUCAGAUCAAAAACAGACAAGAAGAAGAGAAACAGAGGAAAGAGAGAGAAGCAGAGGAAGCAGAGAAGGUUGCGUUUCAGGGCACGGUGGUAACCAUUGAAAGCUUUUUAGCCUGGAAGGCCUCGUUCGAACUGGAGAUGAAUGAGCUGAGGAGAAAAAAACAGAAGGAAGAUGAGCAGGCGGGAAAAUCCAAACUGACAGGUAAACAGUUGUUUGAGAGAGACCACAACCUGGACACAUCAGACAUCCAGUUCCUUGAAGACACUGGAAACAGUGUGGAGGUGGACGAAUCACUCUUUCAGGACAUUGAGGAUUUGGACUUGGAUGAGGACGACCCGGACUUUGAUCCUUUAGACAUAGGCAGCGAUGAAGACUAAAGCGGGACUAUAGUUCAACACUGUUAGGAGCUUCUUCUCCUUUCUGAGAUAUGAUCAUCUGCCCACACACAGGAAGAAGAUCCGAGAGAUGCAUUUUUUUUAAAGACUCUUACAGUUGUUGAGGAAAACGGCAUCUAAAAACAGUUAAACACAAUUACGCCUCCUGUUGCCGAGAAACUGUUUGAUGUCGAACCUUCUGGUAACGUGCACGUCAUUUGGCCAGCAGAGGGCAUUGAAACAUCAAGAAUAAAUAAGAAAUAAAGCGUUGCUAUAAUUGGCUGACUUAUUCGUAUAACAUUGUACAAUAGUAUUAUUUUAACUCAAUAUUUGUUUGGUUAAAAUCAACCGUUAUUAACAACACAUUAAAUUGACCAUUUAAAUUCAA